Molecule: messenger RNA, 1586 nt
Organism: Haliotis rubra (blacklip abalone)
Lineage: Eukaryota; Metazoa; Mollusca; Gastropoda; Lepetellida; Haliotidae
Product: phenazine biosynthesis-like domain-containing protein
Exons: 9
Coding region: 41-931 (296 amino acids)
Biological process (GO): biosynthetic process
Cellular component (GO): cytoplasm
Molecular function (GO): isomerase activity
Source: RefSeq, a predicted model, not a curated record
UCUGUCAAGGGAAGGUCAAGGUUAUACCAGGAGGCCCACCAUGUCUGAACUCCCAAUAUUUUUCGUAGAUGCCUUCACAAAGACUGCCUUCAGUGGAAAUCCAGCGGGUGUAUGCUUGGUGUCCAGCAGCAAUGCGAGUCUCACGGACGAACAAAUGCAGAGGGUUGCUAUGGAGAUGAACAUGCCGGCUACAGGGUUUAUAUUCAGCGACGGGGAUGACGAGAGCUUCAAAACACGUUCUAGGUUUGGCUUGCGAUGGUUCACCGCUGAGACAGAAGUACCCCUCUGCGGACACGCCACUCUAGGCUCUACUGCUGUCCUGUUCAAGAAGCUGGGUAAUGCAUCGAAAGAAAUUUCGUUUGACAUUUCGAGUGGAACGUUAAGAGUGAGCUGUCGGGAUAACCUUUUCUGGAUGGACUUCCCUCGGAAUCCCUCUCAGAAACAGAACAGAGCGGAGCUGGAGAACCUGCUAAAGGUGGUUGUGGACUCCUCACUCAUACAAGAUGUGGAAUACUCCCCAACAAUCAACUACCUUCUGGUCAGAAUAUCAGACUCAUGCUCAAGGUCAGAGCUGGAGAGCAUACAGCCCCAGAUACCUCUUAUGGUGGAGAGUGACAACACGGGCAAAGUGAGGGUUGUCAUCAUCACACUGAGGGGGUCACAAUCUAAUGGAGCUGUGGACGCUGAGGGGAGGAGCUACGACUUUGUGUCCAGGUGUUUCUGCCCGUGGUUUGGGGUCCCGGAGGAUCACGUGACAGGGUCAGCCCACACAGUACUGGCCAGCUAUUGGUCACAGCAGCUGGACAAAAACGAACUUUACGCUCGCCAGUGCUCCCCCCGGGGUGGGGACAUACACAUGAGGGUGGCGGGGGACCGGGUACACUUGGCGGGGAACGCUGCCAUCAUUAUGACAGGGACACUGGAAAUAUGAUGCAACCUCGAUUUGCAGGUCAACUACGGUGGACGUCGCGGUUAUAAUAUUUACAAUAAUUCAGCUUUAAAAAAAUGCAUACAUGAAUAAUUAUGCUUAUGGUAAUGAAAAGAUGUCAUUACUAAUUGUUUGAUUUUGAAAUAGAAUAUGUAUAUUCUAGAUGGACCUGUUGGAAUACGUGUGUGGAUGGGCCAGAUCAUGUUGGUUGUGGUCAUAUGUAUAUCUUAGAUCAGUGUAUGAAACUCCCAAAAAUUUCAGCCAGACCACAGGGCUGGUUAUAUGUAAAACUUGCCAGCCCUGACCAAAACUUACCUGCCCACAAAAUAUCUUCAUAUACAUGUCUAAAUUUUAACCCGACCGUCGAGCGGGUGAAUUUGAGAAUCUGGCAGUCCGUGUUGAAAAUAACCCGUCCCUGGCGGUCGGGCAGGCAGGUAUUACGAACGCUGUAGUAUCUUCGUUUACAAGGGAAAUUGGUGGACACGUGGUUCCAGCCUUUAAGACUUCUCAAUGCAUGUUGUUUAACAUUCUAUGUCAUUUUACUAUAAUUGUUCAUUGUUUGAUUUCUUCUCAUAAUUAUCUCCACCUUUGGUUGUAUUUUUUCUUCUUUGUGUUGGAUCUUUUUGGCGUGUUGAUUAUUAAAAAAGAGUGAGCCAAA